AUGGUGAGCAUUCAAAGGAAUUUUUUAUGGGGUGGAGGAAUGGAUAGAUCAAAAAUAUGUUGGGUUGGUUGGGAUAAUAUUUGCCAACCAAAGGAUAAAGGAGGGUUAGGCAUAAAAAAUUUGAAGUCAUUUAAUGAUUCACUCUUAUGUAAAUGGAAGUGGCGGUGUCUGAAUGAUUUGUCUGCUUCUUGGUUCAAUCUUUUGCAUUUUCGUUAUGGUUCUUUUGCCGCUAAUUUCUUAUAUGGGGAAGGGAGGGAGAGUCUCAAACAUGCUUCAAUUUGGUGGCGGGAUAUGUGGAAAACAGGAGGAGCGGAGGAAGGGGGUUGGUUUGUUAAUAAUAUUAGUAGCAUUCUCGGCGACGGUAACAAUAUAGCUUUUUGGAAGGAAAAAUGGUUAGGAAUGGAACCGUUAAGUGAACUGUAUCCAUCUUUGUUCCAAAAAUCAACUCAUAAAGAUGCUUGCAUUUCAAAUAUGGGGAUAUGGAAUAACAACAUGUGGUCUUGGAAAGUUAAUUGGAUGGAAGCACUUGAUGAUGCAGAUAUUGAAUCCCUCAAUGAAUUGCAUCAAUUGCUUGAACAAGUUCGGCCUAACAGAGCUUCUAGCGACAGGCGAAGAUGGUCAUCAAAUUCUGAUGGAUCUUUUUCGGUUCGAUCAACGUACAUGGUUUUGCAGGACAAACGUGUAGAUACUACUCUUGAUACAAAUACAAUGGCAGCAUUGAAAAGAUUAUGGAAGAACAAUGUUCCAUCAAAAGUUAGCGUUUUCGGUUGGCGGUUGUUACUUGAAAAAUUACCAACCCGGGAGGCUUUAUUUUGCAAAGUUCCACCACCAAAAUCUCUUUUGAUUGCAACUCCUAUUGAAGGUGGAGAAUUCCCACUUCUACUUUUCUUGCAUGGUUAUCUUAUGUACAACUCAUUUUAUUCUCAGCUUAUUCAACAUGUGGCUUCUCAUGGUUUCAUUGUCAUUGCUCCUCAGUUGUAUGAAGUAGCUGGACCAGAUAUAAAUGAUGAUAUUUACUAUGUAGUUGCGAUAACAAAUUGGCUUUCGAGAGGACUUAGCAAGAUUCUUCCACCAAACAUAAUACCAAACCUUGAAAAGUUAGCACUUGGUGGACAUAGUCGCGGCGGCAAAACAACAUUUGCUAUUGCUCUAGGAAAAUUAAACAUCACAACUGAUUUAAAAUUUUCAGCCAUAAUAGGAGUGGAUCCAAUUGAUGGAAUAGAUACUGGAAUACAAACAUAUCCACACAUUCUCACCUAUGUUCCUCAUUCAUUUAAUUUUGAAAUGCCAACACUAGUUUUUGGUUCUGGUUUAGGUGACGUAAAAAAGAAUCUUUUGUUGCCACCUUGUUCUCCUAAAGGUGUCAAUCACGAGAAUUUUUUUAAUGAAUGUAACAAACCUUCUUGGCAUUUUGUGGCUGAGGAUUAUGGUCAUAAUGAUAUGAUGGAUGAUGAUACUAAUUAUAACGGAGUUAAAGGGAGACUGAGUUAUUGUUUUUGUAAGAAUGGAGAAUCAAGAAAACCUAUGAGGAUAUUUGUUGGAGGAGUUAUGACUGCUUUCUUGAAAGCUUAUAUAGUUGGUGAUAAUGUUGACUUGUUGGCUAUAAGAGACAAGAAUGUGAGUGUACCUUUGAAGAUGAAAUUUGAUUAUAUUGUAUGAAGAUCAAAGAAGAUAUGAAAUGAUGCAUAUCUUUUUGUUGGACAUCCAUGUCAACUAAUGAGACAAUAAUCAUCGCUAUGUAGUUUAAUUACAUGAACAUCAUGUUGUAAGAUAUAUGUUGUUUUA
Trifolium pratense (red clover) is the source of this 1785-nucleotide messenger RNA. RefSeq lists its product as uncharacterized. Bases 1 to 1659 code for a protein of 552 amino acids. NCBI's taxonomy places the organism in Eukaryota, Viridiplantae, Streptophyta, Magnoliopsida, Fabales, Fabaceae. Gene Ontology annotation, molecular function: chlorophyllase activity. The transcript has 3 exons. Gene Ontology annotation, biological process: chlorophyll catabolic process. The record is from RefSeq and is a predicted model, not a curated record.